Helobdella robusta is the source of this 435-nucleotide messenger RNA. RefSeq lists its product as hypothetical. NCBI's taxonomy places the organism in Eukaryota, Metazoa, Annelida, Clitellata, Rhynchobdellida, Glossiphoniidae. The transcript has 2 exons. The coding region runs from base 1 to 435 and encodes 144 amino acids. The record is from RefSeq and is a predicted model, not a curated record.
AUGGUGUACAAUUGUUCCACUUUGGCAAGUUCAUGUGCCCAGUGUCAAACACUUGAUCCCAAAUAUGAUUGCGUCUGGUGUAGUGCCGAUACCGACCACGACUGCACAUCAGGCAACGAACCACACAAUUUCGACAACUCAGUCAUAACCACCAUAACGCAGGGCCUGUCGCAGAUGAGUUGUGGAGUGUGUAGGAGCAGCAAGGAAUGCCCUAAGGUGCAAAUAUCGAAGAGAGGUGUCUGUCCUAGACCUGCUAUUUACAAGCUUGAUUCGAAUUCAGAGCAUGAAGGAAUGAAAUGCAAAUUAAGUGUCCAUCAUGGCAUCCUCGACAUCGAUAUGGCAUUGUGUUCUAUGGAGUUUGCUGCCGUUUGUGCUCCUCUUAUGAUAUCAUGUCCAUCUCCUUGUCUUGCUUCUGUUCUCAUGUUUGCUUUGUAA